ACAGACAGCGCAUGACGCGUAAAUAGAACCGAUUCUGGAUCGAGGAGUACAAAGAGGAACAGGUGGAUCCGGAGGCCGUGUGGCUCGGUAUGUGCGACGACGACGACGACGCCAAAGAGCAUUGCAAGAUCUUCUUGCAAUGGUACGUGCAGACCUCUGGCAGAUACGAGGCCUGUUUAGGCCCCGAGGAGUAUCAGUGGGCCCGCGAGGUAGGGUCGGCUGUUACCGUGUUGGAGCUCUGGAAGAACCUGGUAGUGGAGGCCGACUUGACCAUCUUGUGGAAGAAGAGGCAGGAGGCCCGGAAGAACCGGCGGCAUUGGAUGUUGGCUUUCGUCGGAGGAGACAAGACGGGGCCUGUCGCGGAAGUGUCCAGAUUCAUCGCCGGACCUCUGACGAACGAGUGUGGGCUUACGCGCAAGCAAACCUUCAUCAAGCGUGAGAUCACGUCGGAAGAUAUCGCGCUGCUCAUACGCACCCUCUGGUUCCGCGCGCCCGCCAUCCCUCUUACCAGCUCGAUGCGGGUCGCCUUCCACUCGUACCUCUUGGUGGUCGGCCUUGGAGGGUUCCGUAAUGCCUCGGUGCUGAACAUGCUCUACGAGCAAGUCCAGUUUGGGCUGGUACGGGAUCAGGAAGAUCCGACAUCCGUCAAACUAGUGGUGCACAUUUUGGUUCAUCACAACAAGCGCAACAGACGGCGUCACAUGGCACACAUCUUCUGGAGUUGUCUGAUCCGCUUAGGCAGCCGUGUGAGUGGCGAAGAUACGAUGGACAGAUGGACAGUCACUCUCCGCCAGAGCAAGGCAAGAGCCGAUGACCGUCAUUUGAAGGCUUUCGAAUUCUAUAGAAAGACCAGGAUGGCGGACGGUGGACGGGGAGAUUUCGCCCCCACCCCUUCAUGUAACGGGAAGGACGGACUCGUUGGAGCUGUUGUGGUCAGGUCAACCUAGUCUGUCUGGCUCGGCGGUUGGAUCAGGUUCUGAGGCACAUGAUUGGACCAAGAUCUGGGCAGGCUGUGACGUUUACGGUGUAUGAGUUCCUCAAGGCUAAGCAGG
Messenger RNA from Xylaria bambusicola, 1052 nucleotides. RefSeq lists its product as uncharacterized. The transcript is spliced from 3 exons. NCBI's taxonomy places the organism in Eukaryota, Fungi, Ascomycota, Sordariomycetes, Xylariales, Xylariaceae. Bases 90 to 947 code for a protein of 285 amino acids. The record is from RefSeq and is a predicted model, not a curated record.